Lasiodiplodia theobromae is the source of this 3456-nucleotide messenger RNA. Its product is annotated as AAA family ATPase. Gene Ontology annotation, molecular function: ATP hydrolysis activity; ATP binding. The record is from RefSeq and is a predicted model, not a curated record. The transcript has 8 exons. Bases 1 to 3456 code for a protein of 1151 amino acids. NCBI's taxonomy places the organism in Eukaryota, Fungi, Ascomycota, Dothideomycetes, Botryosphaeriales, Botryosphaeriaceae.
AUGGACUCGAAUGAAGCUGAUCCAGAGAUCCCGGAAUCUCAUGCCCCCGACCACCAUCCAGAGGUCGCGCGUGCUACGCAAUCAGCUCCCAUCCCAGCUAUCGAGAAGGGUGAUGCGACGGACAAGGCCGAACAACCCGACACCGCGAUGAGAGAUAAUCAUAAGCCUCUGGGGCAUGACUAUCUCGAUAUUGGUGACGAGAUCCAGGCCUUGAAAGCUAAGAUACUUGAGCUGGAGCAUCAUGCCAAGGCUACCCCCGAUGUCCCUACGCAGGAAUCCUCCAAUCCACAAUUGAUGACGGAAAUGGAACAAUACAAACGGAUGGAAGCAUGUCUUUACCGGCAUCGAAAAGAAUGGGAGCGGGCCGGUGGGCCCCAGGAAUGGCACAUGCGUUGGCUACAGAGCAAUGGAUACCACAUCAAGCCCGACGGUUAUUCACGAGUUAUAGAUGGGCCAUGGCGCUAUCACUGGCCCAUCAACAGCUCACGAGAUUACAACCGCCCCGACCCCUUUGACUCUACCCACGUAUGCGCGGACGGGCAGUAUGACACUGAGCCUCCUCAUUUCGAUGACUUCGACCACACUAUUGACUACGGCAGCCGCCGCGAGAGGCUUCGCAAGAACUUUGAAUGGGAGAUGGACCGCCUCUAUUUAGUUGAAGAGAUGGAGCGUCGCAAGAUGGAAAAGAGCCAGGAAAAGCAUAUUCCACAAGAUGAGAAGCCCAAGAAAGAUGAGCAACCAAGGGAGCAAGAGCCUAAGCCUCCAGCCAUAGAGCUCAAUCGGUUUGAGUGGUUCAACUUCAAACGGUCAACGAGUGACGGCGGUUUCGUCAUUGAAGUCCUCGAAGGCGAGCCCAUCCUCGACGAUCUUGGGCCCUAUCGGUCUUGUCGGCAUGAAAUCAAAUCUGGCCAAGAUGAAGAAGAUCAGGACGAGGAAGAGAAAAGCACGGAAGAUGACGAAGAUGGGAAGGAUAAGAAGGAUGAAGAAGAUGAUACAAAGUCACCAAUGGCACUGGAACACUUGAAGUGCCUCCUGAGGUUUGUGGACUCCGAUAUCUCGACUCGUCGGACGUACCUAGACGAUCCUUCCUGCCGCAAGAUCGUUUUCUCCGACCUGUGGCUACUUUUCCGACCAGGAAUUGAAGUCAUCGGGACCGACGGUAAACAGGCCUACCGUGUUGUUCAUACGACCAGUGCCAAACAUCGUGUCACACCCGCCUGGCAAACAUGGCUGAACCAUUCAGCAAAGAAACGGAAAGACUCGCCAUUCAGCAUCACCUGCGUCUACAUAGACUUCAAUGGGAGAGAUUUGGGACCCGUGCAAAGAGUGUUUGAUUUCAAAAAAUUCGACGGUGAGACGGAGAUUGUUUCCUUAGAGGUCUAUCCUCUUCGAUUCCAUCCCGCGAAAGAGUCAAACUUCAGUGAGAUUGAGUGGAAGGAGCUCGCGACAUUCCCUACAGCGGAUCGACACCGUCAGAGACUAAUAAAUCGUGGCGCCAAGUUUCUUGAGGUGGCUGCGGUGAAGCACAUGUACUAUGCCGGACCAACGUUGGAGGUGCGGGAUGAGGUUGAGAGCCAGGUCGUGAUUGAUUUUGAAACAGCAUUUUCAACGGGAGGAGAUACUGGUAUAUCAUGGAAGCCCGAGCUGAAACCGCUAGUUGGCAUUCCGACCUCCGAGGAAGACACGGAGGAGGAAGAAGAAUACCCUUGCAAUGCAGAGUGUUGCAACCGCCAAUCUGUCCACGAUGAUUCUUAUGUGGACCAAAAGCAGAGGGACGAGUACGUGGAGAGCCUUUUACCCAAGGGUAGUGCAUCAGACGAACAGCCGUCGAUUGCCAUCAUUCCACGACCCCUGAGAGAACUGCGAACCGGCUACGAGAAGGAGUUCUCCGUAUCUGAUGAUGAGCUGGUCAUCAUGUCAUAUCGAGUCUUCGGAUUUGUUCUUCGCAGUCGAAAAUGGGCCAAAUUAGACCUCUCCCACUUGAGUGAAGCUCAUCCCCCAGAUCUUUUGUCUACAACGACUACGCCACAAGGACUGCAUGAGAAAACGGAAGCAAAUAAGUCGACCACCGCAUUUGGUCGCCUCGUCCUCGAAAAAGGACAUAAGCGCAUGAUUGAGUCGCUAGUAGCCCAGCAUUUUCGAGAUAAGCAGUCCAAGGCUGGCCGGAGAGAGGAAUUCGACAUCGUCAGGGGGAAAGGAAAAGGGCUUAUUCUGCUUCUCCAUGGUGCUCCUGGUGUAGGGAAGACGUCAACAGCUGAGGGAGUUGCCGAGAUAUUCAAAAAACCUCUGUUCCAAAUUACUUGUGGUGACCUUGGAACAACCGCAUCAGAAGUUGAGAGGGCGCUUGAAACCAAUUUUAGCCUGGCAAACCGAUGGGACUGCAUUCUUCUCCUCGACGAGGCUGAUGUGUUCCUCGCGGAAAGAAGUAAAGAAGACUUUCAGAGAAAUGGGCUUGUGGCAGUGUUCUUGCGAGUAAUGGAGUACUAUGCCGGUGUUCUCUUCCUGACAACCAACCGCGUCGGAGACUUUGAUGAGGCUUUCACCUCGCGCAUCCACAUCAGCCUCUAUUAUCCAGAACUGAGCCAAGCCAAGACAGAGUCAAUCUUCAAGCUCAAUAUGGACAUGAUUCAGGAGCGCUUCAAACAAAAUGGACGGAAGAUCAAAAUCAACACAUUUGACAUUGGCUCCUUCGCGACGAAACACUUCUCCGAUCAUCCGGAAGCACGCUGGAAUGGCCGACAGAUCCGCAACGCUUGCCAGACAGCGUUAGCACUGGCAGAGUAUGAAGCUCAGGGAAAUAGCCACGCCGCCACCCCCAAGCCCGAUAUUGAGGUCGAACUGAACGUGGAACACUUUGAGGUCGUACGAAAUGCCUAUCUCGAAUUCACCAAGUACAUGAACGACCUCUAUGAGAACGAGAACACUUUGGGAGGUAGCAGGGCAAUGGAUAGGGCGGCCUUCGCAUUCGCAUCACAGAUUCCUCACCAGCAACAACAACAGCAGCAGCAGCAACAUCAAGGAUUCCCCCAGGCACCCCCUUCACAUUACCACCAAAGGAUGUCUUCGCAAAUGGUGCAGCCCCAGCGGCAGCAGGAACAACCUUACUCCUCCUAUCAAAACCCCACUGUGCAGCAGUCCAACUAUCCUGAGCGAAGCCGCACCGGAGUUCCACCGCACAACCCAGCUCCGGAUCAGUGCAGGAGCAAUGUAACAGGUGGUAUGGCUUAUCCAUCUUUUGAUGGGUCCCAGCAAGGGUAUGAUCAGACCUACGCCCCUCGGCAGCCAUCGCCGAUGACGACCGCAGCUCGACAACAAGAGCAUCCAGCGAACCCACCUUGGCUAAGGGACAGCAUCCACUCCAUGUAUGAACCCUCGGGAGGCCAAAGCACUGGACAGGCGCCUCCUGGUAGCGUCUCACCCGGGCCGGUUGGUUACAUGCAAGGAAACCCCACCUAG